Bipolaris sorokiniana ND90Pr is the source of this 1116-nucleotide messenger RNA. RefSeq lists its product as uncharacterized. Bases 399 to 809 code for a protein of 136 amino acids. Lineage: Eukaryota; Fungi; Ascomycota; Dothideomycetes; Pleosporales; Pleosporaceae. The record is from RefSeq and is a predicted model, not a curated record. The transcript has a single exon.
CUCUGCAGAACCAACUCUUUUAUGCUAAGCGGAGUUAUCCAUAGACUAGCUGCCCACUAGCUCCACAAGCGCCUACUUUGGAAGCGUCUCAGUUGCUUUUGGUAGAUCCCCAAGCCGUUCCAGCCAGUUACAGGGCCCAUUCAAUACACGCAAGGCUCUGUGGGACUCGCUUGGCAGCGCUACGGCCUUACCCACGGACGACUCCAGUUUUGUCACUCCUUCCAUUACGCAUACCCCUCCGUUCACAUAUAAGGACUGUCCUCGGCCUCUCGGUCACUUCCCCACAACACACAAACACCACACUCCAACAAAUCCAUCCUUAUCACCUACAAAACUCAUUCACCUUAAGCCAACAAACAAUCACUUCUCUACCCAACAUCAACAUCCAUCCUGGCGCAAUGGCUUCCACCCGCCCAACCUACCACAUCCCCUUCCCCACGUCGUUUCUCGCUGUCAACACUCCCAUCAAGAAAACCGUCGCAGCUGUACCUGCCACAGAGCCCCUCGUGUCUGCUCACGGGUUUCUUUCCAACCGACAGAACAGCGGACGUCAUCAGUCCGUAUCCUCCAUCUCCAGCAACGCAAGCAUCGGAGCUCCGCCCUCAGAGGCUAGUACUCUCAGCCCGCCAUCUUCUCCCACCGCCACAAAACAUGACGAUUCACCAAUCCUUGGCCUUAAGAUAUUCUCUCCUCUUGCGGUUAAUGCGAAGUAUGCUGCCCCGCCGGGCAGCCUUAAGGAGAUGAGCGCUGCUGAGCGACGGAGGCGCAUGAGCUUCGAGAGGUCGGCUUUCUUGUCCAACAUCGAAUAGAUGCUUCUUAUGCAGGCCGGUAGCUACGAGAGCAGCUUGGCCUACACUGUCCAGGCAACAACUUUCAGUUGCAACAUGCGGCACCUUGAGCUUUAAUAGCGAGAAAGCUGUGCUACCAAAAGCAACUUGCUGCAUAGGCGUUUACGAUGUUACGAUACCAUUUCCUCUUGUUUUCUUUAUCCUUUCAAAAGUCGAUAUCAACAUGACAAAAAAUCACUCGCGGCUCGGUGGUUUAUGGGUGGGGACGGCAUGCAUAGGCGUUUUGAUUCAUUUGUGGAGUUCCAGCUAGGGCUAGGAAUUAGCGGGC